AUGGAGCCGUCUUCACUGCGCUUGUGGAUGAUGGCGCUGCUGGGCGCUGCUGCCCUCCUCAGCACAGCCUACGCGAGCCUCGAGGAUCCCCACCCCUUCCCACACAAGGGCCCCUUCUUCGAGGUGACGUGACACAACACACAGCAGACAACAAGCUAUCCAUGUAUGUCAUUGAUUGGUGCGCAUCUGAUCUGUGGUCUGAUUCGAUGCCUGCAGGGCUGGUACUUUCGCAUCACCGUCCCUUCCCUCAACCAGUCGUUUGCGGCAGCCUUCGGCAAUGUGCUGCCGGAGGGCGCCACCAAACACCCCGGUGCGACCUUUUCCCCAUAUACCAAAGACGGUGACCCGCCCGCGUACCUGGCGCUUCUGCACCAGCCCUCCCACCCCUCCCUCGCGGAGCCGCUGCAGCUGUAUGACGCCUUCCCACCGAUAGAGGGCGUGGCCAUCACCCCACAGGCAUCUGUCGACCCGCCGCUCACCACACCGUCUUCAAUGAGGUGGUGCGGCAAUGUGGGGUGCUUCUGGACCAAGGCAGAUGGCGGCACGGGGCUGGUCAACUCGACCACUCAUUUCUCCUUCUCUGCGGGUGAGGUGUCGUUGGAAGGCGACCUUGGUCAGCCGGUGCCUUGGAGCAGCAGCGGCAAGGGGCCGAUGGGCUGGGCUGUCGGCUUGCCCGUGCCGAUUAAGUGGUUUGUUUAUAGCGUCGCGUCGCCUGUGCAUCGGCUGAGGUGGACGGACUCGCGCGGCACUCAGGAGCUGACGGACGGAUUUGUGCACUUGGAGAAGAACUGGGGCAAAGGUGAGGUGCAGUCCGCACGCACACGCGGACACGACACGACAGCUGAGAUACUUACUUGGUGGUCUACGUGUGAAGCAAUGGAAUGUAUCGCAUCAUCUGUAUGUGACGUGACUGUAUCAGGGUUCCCCACGCGGUACGUAUGGGCGCAGUGCUACGACCCGUCCACUGAGGCCUACUUUGCCCUCUCCUUCGGCGGCCUCGGGCAAGACGACUCGGUGCCGUCACAAUCGCCAUCCAAUGAAUCUCUGUCCGAUCCAGCGGUGCCUGUAUUCCUUGUGGGCUUUCGAAAUCCGAAAGAGGCCGUCGCGGUCGACUUCAGGCGCGACACGGCCGUCGUGACGGCCAGCCAAGUGGCGCCGGAAGCGGGAUUCUUCACACGUAAGGACACCGCGGUUUAGGGUCGCAUGUCUGUGAGUGCGUUGUUUGACUGGUGUGUGCAUGGCUUGCAGUGAGUUUGCGAGGCAUUAGUUUGGCGAGCAGUCUGCAGGUGACAGUUCGAGCUGAGCCGAGGAGCUUCAGCAAAUGGCUCAGAGGACCGGUGCCCACCGGUCAGCCGCUGCAACCAACCACACAGACACACACAUGCAGAUGCGUUUAUGUUGGCUCGUGUCUUGCUUCCAGGUUUCCGAAAGGAGAGCUUCCAGUCGUUCUCUGCAGAUGCUCGCGUCGUCUACACGUAAAGACAGCACACACGAGUGCUCGUACUCCUGUCACGUCUGUCUGUAUGUGUGUGUCAGGUCUGUCGGCCGUCGGAUCCGCCCCCGGCGUCGUGGCAAGGUGGUCAGCCUCAUGAGCGGCUGUGCCUUGGAGUUCGGCGGCACUUUCGCAGAGGCUCUCGCACCUCUCCCCCACGGGGGGGUGCCAGCCGCCAUUGACUGCAAGGGCGUGUGGGGCGCAUGGUCCGUGUGCGACAAAAACUGUGUCCGGCGGCGGACGUACCAGGUGCUCACGGAAGCACAGGGAGGGGGCAAGAAGUGCCUCCACGACGACGGCGACAGGGAGGCACAGCUGUGCACAGAGGAACAAGACUCUUCAUGUGGAGAGGCAGGUGCGAACGAGGGAGGGAUGGAUCAAUGCCAAGGCGACACACCUGAAGGGAUUCCCGUCUGUCUGUCUGUCUGUCUGCGUGUCUGUCUGCAGCUGAGUGUGAGGGCCGAUGGGGCGAGUGGGGCGAGUGCGACAGCCAAUGCAGGAGGACCCGCAGGUUCACGUAAGCGCAGCGAUACACACACAUGCCAUUGGCCUCCCUCGCCCGCCCGCACGUCCGUGCGUUCUCUCUGCAGAGUGGAGGGGAACUGCCCUUCCAAGCAGCAGACUGACCAAAUGCAGGUGGCCACCUGCCCGCCAGACAUGUGUCAAAGCACCAAGCCGUCAGGGGGUGACCAGUUCCUCCCCAAGAGCAGCCAGGAGGGCUCUGUCACUGUCGACCUCACACUCAACGUCCAAUACGGAGAGGUCGGUGAAGACACUCCAUCGACCCGCCCACCCACCCACCAAUCCACCCGCACUUCUCUCUUCCCCCUUCUCUCUCUGUUUGUUCAGGUGGCCGAUGUGGCCACUGUGUUCACAGACACCCUGUCGAAUUGCCUCAGUCAACUGACAGAGGUGCCGCGGGAGCGUCUGUCCGUCGACAUGGCCACCCCGCCCCUCUCUGAGGACAACGAGGAGGACAACGUGACUGUCGAGGUGGUCAUUGCCAAGGGAGACCAGCCCUCUGCAGCCGAUGUGCUGGCCAAGCUGCGGGAGAGGUACGCCGAGCGGCUGAGGAUGGGCCGCUUUGGCAACGACGUGCGCAUCAUCGGGCUGGAUGGGAAGGUGCAGGCCGCCCCUGCUGCAGGUGAGCAGAGAUUGGGUUGGGAGAGGGCUGGAUGUGAUGUGGCCUGCCCGAAACGUGCUGAUGUCUUCUGUCAGCAUCAGUGGGGGAACCCGUCCCUGGCGAUGGCGAUUCGCCCGUGCUGCCGAUCGGCCUGCCAGUGAUAUUCGGUAGGGCCAGCGGAGCACAGCUAGGCGACCAACACCCACAAUGUUCUCUGUGUGUCCAUGCAGGUGUUCUUUCAGCUUUCAUCAUCAUGGUCGCCCUAGUCUGCGGGGGCUGGUGCAUGUGCCGCCGGUGCAGAGGCAAGGAGCGCCUGCUGCAGUCCGCCGAUGACUCAUCUCCCGAGGCCUCACACAGCAGCGCCACUGGAUCGACAGCGAGAAAGGUCAGAAAUGCGUCAUUAUUAGAGAUGUGGUGGAAUGAUCCGUGUGUCUCCCAGGCUGACAUGAAGUCUUGCGGGGCGCCCCAGACUGGCCAGGGGUUUGGCUAUGAUGGAAUGAAGGUGAGCAGGACAUCCCUUACACGCACAGCCAGACGAGAGACACUGUGUGUCCAUGAAUGCUAGGACGAAGCUGAGGAUAUGGGUGGCGACAUAUCGCUGGGCGUGGCGCCCACCCCGACGAGCCAGACGCCCAGCAGCAGGUCGGUGGUGCCCGAGGACCUCACGGCCAACCACUGUAAGUGAAGCAAUCCAUCAGGCUUUCCACACACGGGACUUGUCCGUUCACAUCGUGUUUGGUUUGCAGGAGCGUCGUAG
This is a messenger RNA of Vitrella brassicaformis, 3372 nucleotides long. NCBI's taxonomy places the organism in Eukaryota, Vitrellaceae. The record is from the annotation of a GenBank genome assembly.